AUGAAGGUGCGGGUUCACUUUGGCGCGAAGUCCCUCCUCUCCGACGCGGAGGACGUGGAAACGCUCGCCCACCACAUGGUGCGUCUCGUGCAGCUCGAGCUGCCGCAUUAUUUUUCCAAGUUUGUUCUCCCGCGCGACGACGCCACCGCGCCACUCGUGACGGCGCACGGAAGCGCGGAGCACCUGCCACUCGCGCGCUGGCUGCUAGUGGGGGAUCCGGCGCGGGGCGAGGGCGGGGCAAAGGCCGGCCAGGCAGGCGCCGGAGGGCUGCCGUUCGAACUGAUGCUGGAGGCGCAGACGAAGGCGUUCGGUCCGCUUUUGGUCAUCAGCCGGCGGCAGUGGGAGUGGACAAGAGAGGUUCUGCGGCGGGAGGCACUGGCGGUGGCGGCUAGCCCGCCGGACGCCUCCUCUGACGGUGCCGCCGGGGAGACCGGGGAGGCUGCGCCUGGUGGGGAGGACGCGAGGAGGAACGGGGAGGCCGUCCCGCUGGAGCUGCUCCUGCUGUACCGCUGCCCCGAACGUGGAAUCCUGCGGGUCUGCAGACAUGAUAUGUUUGCCGAACCCCCCGCGGUGCAGCAGGAGCACCGUGGCGUGGAGGCCAUCAGCGUGAUGGAUGCCCGUGGCAGGAAGAUGGGGGAGAUACGCUUUGACUUUGCGCACCCGCCGCCCCUGCGGCGGCUCAAGAGCUCUCUGCAGAAGCUUCUCUGCUGGCCGUACCUCAUGGACGUCUCUUACCACGUUGCGGAGGAGGAGGAGCGCCUGCCGCUGAGCAGCGAAGCCGACAUCGCCAGUUUCGUCCACAGCGCACAACACUUUGGCCACCAAAACAUUCGCCUCGUUGUGGCACUGCCGAGCAGCCCGUGUCUACCGCCGGACCUCAAUGGGGCGGCUGCCGCCUUCCCCACGCGUGAGCAGCAGCAGCAGCAGCAGCAGCAGCAGGUGGCGCCCGGCAAUGCACCGCCGCAAACUGCAGUGGCCGUACCGCCACCGCCGCCUGGCUCUGGUGACGCCACCGCCGUGCGGAUAAAGAGGGAAGAGACGAAAAAAAUGGUCGCCUCAUACGUGCAGCUGAUGCAAGGGCUCCGGCGCGGUGUCGCUGGCCUGCGAGUAGCGCCGCAAGGGAAGCCAGUGACGGCCCCCGUUUGCGGCAACACCGUGGCGGCUACUGCAGCGACUGCGGUGGAUGCGGCAGAGGCCGAGGCGGUGGCAGCCAAAGCGACACCGGCAACGGCAUCCGCAACGGUGCCGCCCGCCCUUCGUGAGGCGGCGCUGCCAGAUGCCGGCGAGGGUGCGGCGGGGGUUAGGCGGCACGACGGCGGGUUUCUCGUUGUUCACUACGACCUCGACCCGCUGGAGGUACAUGUAACGGGGCCGAUCACCGAGGCGGAGCUUCAGUGCCUUGCUGACGCCGUCACUGCCUGCUGUGCGGGCUUCAACGCGGUGAAGGAGGAGAAUCCCCCCAGCUCUCCCGACUACGCAGGCGGCGCUGCCGCCGAACGGAAAACGUUUCGGCGCGUCUCGGACUCCAUCUACACUCUGCAACUACACGAAUACGGUUCCCCCAGCGAUGUGCAGGUGGCGGAGCUUGAGGCAUGCCUCGUAGACGUUGUCAAGGGCUUUGGAUGCCUUCAAGUCACUGAGGCAACGGAAGAGGUGCUCAAGUGCGUCUAG
Messenger RNA from Trypanosoma conorhini, 1671 nucleotides. RefSeq lists its product as uncharacterized. NCBI's taxonomy places the organism in Eukaryota, Euglenozoa, Kinetoplastea, Trypanosomatida, Trypanosomatidae. Bases 1 to 1671 code for a protein of 556 amino acids. The record is from RefSeq and is a predicted model, not a curated record. The transcript has a single exon.